AUGAGAUAUUUGGCCCAGGAUGAUCGGGCUCAGCUCGCGGGCGAGUACUUCGCCCCCGAGGGACUUUAUGAAUAUAUCAAGCAACUCCCUUUCACUGGCCGCGUCAAAAGUGACGCUACGACAUUAGUAGCGGGUGAAUGGACGGAGAUCUUGCUGGAAUAUGAAGUAGGAGGGUCUGGUUUGGCAGACGGUGCUUGGAUCAAAGGUACAUUCAAAUUCUACUCGGACUGGGCUCUGUUUCAAACAUCAGACCGCACGAAGGAUAAUUAUGUUAGUGUUGAAUAUGUGCCAAACAAGCUAUUCCCUGGUCAAACUCCAGCUACCGUUCAAUCACUGAGUAUUCGCUUCGACCAAAAAGGACACGAGCGCCCUUUCCAGAAAGCACUCGUUGUGGAUGUCCACGAUGGCUACUUGAACCCCGGAGACCGAAUCCUCAUCCGGUUAGGCGACCGUCGAUAUGGAGGACGGGGGACUCGAGCUCAAACCUUUGUCGAGAAGGACUUCCGAUGGCGGUUUUAUAUCGACCCUGUUGGGACGUCGUAA
Molecule: messenger RNA, 543 nt
Organism: Penicillium chermesinum
Lineage: Eukaryota; Fungi; Ascomycota; Eurotiomycetes; Eurotiales; Aspergillaceae
Exons: 2
Coding region: 1-543 (180 amino acids)
Source: RefSeq, a predicted model, not a curated record